AUGGCACUAAGCACAAAAGGCAAAGCACCUCAAACAGAACUAAAUGAGGAACUUAACAGUAGCUGGGCCGAAGUGAUGGAACACGAACAGGCCUCAAAAACUUCAUCUCCUCUUGAAAAAACAACUGUCAACGCCAACAACAACACUUCGGAAAAUUCAUUGAAUAUCUAUACAGAAGAUCGUAGAAAAAACCCGGCAGAUAGGGGAGAUAAUCAAUCACCCGAUCACCAGGUUCACAAUCACAAAAAUGAUGCUACUCAACCCAGUCUAGCUGAAGAGAAC
Molecule: messenger RNA, 282 nt
Organism: Dentiscutata heterogama
Lineage: Eukaryota; Fungi; Glomeromycota; Glomeromycetes; Diversisporales; Gigasporaceae
Source: the annotation of a GenBank genome assembly